ACAGCGCGAGGACGUCCACACACAACAUGGCAAAAGCAACAACUGUACGAGAGGCUCUGACCAAAUGGGAGGAAAAAACAGGAGAAAAAGCAAAUGAAGCCAAAGCAGUGAAGCUUUAUGGUCAAGUGCCCCCCAUAGAGAAAAUGGACGCCUCUCUCUCCAUGCUCAGCAGCUGCGAGAAGCUCUCACUGUCCACAAACUGCAUUGAGAAGAUCACAAAUCUAAAUGGUCUAAAGAAUUUAAAGAUAUUGUCACUAGGGCGAAAUAACAUUAAAGUACUAAGUGGACUGGAGGCUGUUGGCGACACACUGGAGGAGCUGUGGAUUUCUUAUAACUUAAUUGAGAAACUAAAAGGAGUGCAUAGCAUGAAGAACUUGAAAGUCUUGUACAUGUCCAACAACCUGGUCAAAGAAUGGGUUGAGUUUGUGCGGUUAGCUGAACUGCCAUGUCUUGUGGACCUGGUUUUUGUGGGUAACCCUCUGGAAGAAAAGCACUCAUCUGAAGGAAACUGGAUGGAGGAGGCAUCGAAGAAACUCCCCAACUUAAAGAAACUGGAUGGAACACCAUUGAUCAAGCAAGAGGUUGAUGACGGAGAAGCCGAGAGCUGAAGAACUCAGUUUGUCCAUGUUUUUAUAUUGUAUGGUUUUUUUUAAAAUUACCAUUAUAAGCAAAUCAUGUAAGAUUUCAAAAUAUCUUGCGAACAGCCAAGAACUACUGUUUACUUCUUACUGUUUAAGCACAGUUCAUGAUGCAGUUGGUCAUGUUAAAACCGUUCUAAGCUAUCAAGGACAUUUUAGUCCUUUUACCUGUUAAUUAAAGUUUUACAAAUGUGUUUUUAUUAUUCCAAAAAGCACAUAGUUACCAUAGGACCAAGUGUUAAAGUAACAUUAUUGGACAUUUUCAGGCACAGUAUCCAGAAGAACAAUUUUAUAAACAGAAAUUGUACACUUCUGUUUUCUUCGGUUCUAAUUACCAAAGCAAACUGGUCUCCUUAAAAUUUCUCAGGGAGUACCUCAAACGUACCUUAAUUUAAUAAGCAAAUUGUAGCAUUAUUUUGUGAUAAAAAAGGGGCCUUGAUGCCUAAAAAAAUCUCUUCCUCUGCCAAAUACUGAAUUUCUUUUGGCACAUUUGUACAAAGGUUUACUCUCUGCAUUUCUGUGUAAUCUGUUUGUCCAUCUGUGAAUGAUUUAGUGUUGUAUUCUGUACUGUACUUUAUACACUUUGGUGGGAGAUUCUACAUUUCUCCCAUCCCAUACCUAAAGACUUAAGAUUUGGGUUAAUGAAUGUAGCAUGUAAUUGAAAUUGUUUGUUCAGGUUUGUUUUUUUAUGUUUUAAAUAAAUUGUCAAUUGUC
Messenger RNA from Periophthalmus magnuspinnatus, 1352 nucleotides. RefSeq names its product dynein, axonemal, light chain 1 (gene dnal1). Gene Ontology annotation, cellular component: cytoplasm. The coding region runs from base 27 to 608 and encodes 193 amino acids. Gene Ontology annotation, molecular function: protein kinase binding. The transcript has 8 exons. Lineage: Eukaryota; Metazoa; Chordata; Actinopteri; Gobiiformes; Gobiidae. The record is from RefSeq and is a predicted model, not a curated record.